This is a messenger RNA of Puma concolor (puma), 1160 nucleotides long. It is a transcript of the gene ZNF24, whose product is annotated as zinc finger protein 24. Lineage: Eukaryota; Metazoa; Chordata; Mammalia; Carnivora; Felidae. The record is from RefSeq and is a predicted model, not a curated record. Gene Ontology annotation, biological process: regulation of transcription by RNA polymerase II. Gene Ontology annotation, molecular function: RNA polymerase II cis-regulatory region sequence-specific DNA binding; DNA-binding transcription factor activity, RNA polymerase II-specific.
CUGAGGCCUGUAUCCUGCCUUGAUUGACUUUUCUUGAAGUAUUAUAAAUCAGGAUGUCUGCACAGUCCGUGGAAGAAGAUUCAAUACUUAUAAUCCCAACUCCAGAUGAAGAGGAAAAAAUACUGAGAGUGAAGUUGGAGGAGGAUCCUGAUGGUGAAGAGGGAUCGAGCAUCCCCUGGAACCAUCUUCCUGAUCCAGAGGUUUUCAGACAGCGAUUCAGGCAGUUUGGAUACCAGGAUUCACCUGGGCCCCGUGAAGCUGUGAGCCAGCUUCGAGAACUUUGCCGUCUAUGGCUCAGGCCAGAGACACACACAAAAGAACAAAUCUUGGAGCUGGUAGUGCUGGAGCAGUUUGUUGCCAUCCUGCCCAAGGAACUGCAGACCUGGGUUCGAGAGCAUCAUCCGGAGAACGGAGAGGAGGCAGUGACAGUGCUGGAGGAUUUAGAGAGUGAGCUAGAUGACCCUGGACAGCCGGUUUCUCUCCGUCGACGAAAACGGGAAGUUCUAGUAGAGGAGAUAGUAUCUCAAGAAGAAGCUCAGGGAUUACCAAAUUCUGAGCUGGAUGCUGUGGAGAACCAGCUCAAGUGGGCAUCCUGGGAGCUCCAUUCCUUAAGGCACUGUGAUGAUGAUGGUAGGACUGAAAAUGGAGCUCUAGCUCCAAAGCAGGAGAUUCCUUCAGCGGUAGAAUCUCACGAAGUUCCGGGCACUCUCAAUAUAGGUGUUCCUCAGAUUUUUAAGUAUGGAGAAGCCUGUUUCCCCAAGGGCAGAUUUGAAAGAAAAAGAAACCCCUCUCGAAAGAAACAACAUAUAUGUGAUGAAUGUGGAAAACACUUCAGUCAGGGCUCGGCCCUCAUUCUCCAUCAAAGAAUCCACAGCGGGGAGAAACCCUACGGAUGUGUUGAAUGUGGGAAAGCAUUCAGCAGAAGUUCUAUCCUCGUGCAGCACCAGAGAGUCCAUACUGGAGAGAAACCCUACAAAUGUCUUGAAUGUGGAAAAGCCUUUAGCCAGAAUUCUGGGCUGAUUAAUCAUCAGAGAAUCCAUACUGGGGAGAAACCUUAUGAAUGCGUUCAGUGUGGGAAAUCUUACAGUCAGAGCUCAAAUCUUUUUAGACAUCAGCGAAGACACAAUGCAGAAAAACUUCUGAAUGUUGUGAAAGUUUAA